ACACAGAUGGCUAUUUCACCUGUAGCCCGUGUGACUCUGGAUAUGAAUUAAGCGAUGAUGGCACUGCUUGCAAUGAUAUUGACGAAUGCGUGGUGGAUACAACGCUCUGUGCAAAUGGAAUGUGUUCAAACACAGUAGGCUAUUACACCUGUAGCCCGUGUGACUUUGGAUAUGAAUUAAACGAUGAUGGCACUGCUUGCAAUGAUAUUGACGAAUGCGUGGUGGAUACAACGCUCUGUGCAAAUGGAAUGUGUUCAAACACAGUAGGCUAUUACACCUGUAGCCCGUGUGACUUUGGAUAUGAAUUAAACGAUGAUGGCACUGCUUGCAAUGAUAUUGACGAAUGCGUGGUGGAUACAACGCUCUGUGCAAAUGGAAUGUGUUCAAACACAGUAGGCUAUUACACCUGUAGCCCGUGUGACUUUGGAUAUGAAUUAAACGAUGAUGGCACUGCUUGCAAUGAUAUUGACGAAUGCGUGGUGGAUACAACGCUCUGUGCAAAUGGAAUGUGUUCAAACACAGUAGGCUAUUACACCUGUAGCCCGUGUGACUUUGGAUAUGAAUUAAACGAUGAUGGCACUGCUUGCAAUGAUAUUGACGAAUGCGUGGUGGAUACAACGCUCUGUGCAAAUGGAAUGUGUUCAAACACAGAAGGC
Messenger RNA from Strongylocentrotus purpuratus (purple sea urchin), 656 nucleotides. RefSeq names its product latent-transforming growth factor beta-binding protein 2-like. The transcript has 6 exons. The annotation marks the transcript as partial. NCBI's taxonomy places the organism in Eukaryota, Metazoa, Echinodermata, Echinoidea, Camarodonta, Strongylocentrotidae. Gene Ontology annotation, molecular function: calcium ion binding. The record is from RefSeq and is a predicted model, not a curated record.